Ruditapes philippinarum (Manila clam) is the source of this 950-nucleotide messenger RNA. RefSeq names its product intraflagellar transport protein 122 homolog. Gene Ontology annotation, cellular component: intraciliary transport particle A; non-motile cilium. Gene Ontology annotation, molecular function: protein binding. NCBI's taxonomy places the organism in Eukaryota, Metazoa, Mollusca, Bivalvia, Venerida, Veneridae. The record is from RefSeq and is a predicted model, not a curated record. The annotation marks the transcript as partial. The transcript is spliced from 7 exons. Gene Ontology annotation, biological process: intraciliary retrograde transport; non-motile cilium assembly; protein localization to cilium.
GUCUUUGGUCUCCUGAACAAAAAUCGGUGUCAAAACACAAGGUAAGCAGUAGAGUAACUGCCUGCAGCUGGACAAAUGAUGGACAAUAUUUGGCCCUAGGACUUUACAAUGGACUUGUCAGCAUAAGAAACAAGAAUGGAGAAGAGAAAGUAAAGAUAGAAAGACCCGGAGCCACGUCAUCACCUAUAUGGUCACUGGAGUGGAACCCGUCUAGGGAUGAAGCGUAUGAUGUGCUGGCUGUUGCUGACUGGGGUCAAAGGUUAUCUUUCUAUCAGCUCUCUGGCAAACAGAUUGGGAAAGACAGACAGCUAGGACAUGACCCAUGUUUUGUUCGCUGGUUCUCCAAGGGGGAAUAUGUUGUAAUAGGCGGGUCCAACAAACAGUGUAAUCUUCAUACAAAGGAAGGUGUAAAACUAGGAACUAUUGGCGAUCAGCAGUCUUGGGUGUGGGCAGCUGCUGUUAGACCAGAUUCUAACUAUGUGGCUAUUGGUUGUCAGGACGGAACUAUAGCGUAUUAUCAGCUAAUAUUUAGCACAGUACAUGGUCUAUACAAGGACCGGUACGCAUACAGAGACAACAUGACUGAUGUCAUUAUACAGCAUCUUAUAACUGACCAGAAAGUUUCAGUAAACCCUAUCCCGGGAGAAGAUGAGGAGGUGAAUGUUGCUGCAGCUAAAGCUAUAAGAGAAGAGACUAAAGCUCCUCUUGAAACUGUUUCAUAUAAGAAAUUGAGAAUCAAGUGUAGAGAUCUAGUGAAGAAAAUAGCUAUUUAUAGGCACAGAUUAGCCGUACAAUUACCAGACAAGAUUGUAGUGUACGAGUUAUACUCAGACGAUGCUGCAGAUAUGCACUACAGGGUCAAGGACAAGAUAAACCGGAAGUUUGAAUGUAAUCUGCUUGUCGUCUGCUCGCAAAAUAUCAUAUUGUGCCAGGUAAAUUUUUUUUUAUGA